AUGACACAUCUCCCGCCAUACGGCGCCGGAGAUGUCCACCGGCCCGUCGUCCCCCAAACAAAGCUCCAAGAGGACUUUUUUACCUGGAACGAAGCGGAAAUUGCCUCCGUGUCUCCGCCUGUCUUCCUCCCUCCCACUCCUCUGUCUCCUCCAAUUAUUGACCCUUUCCCCCUCCUCUCUUCCGACUUGACGCCUCGCAAACUGAAAAGGCUUCUACAGGCACCUGAGAUCAACCGCCCCUCGCACUUUCGCCACCUCCACCCUUCUCGAUCCCAGGAACUCACCCAGCAGCCCUCGAGGUCUUACUUCUCCCGCUUCGGCAGCAAGUCUUUUGGCCGUCGCCUCGAUCCUCCCGCCUCGUCCUCUUACCACUCCAGCCUCAACCCGACCGGCGUGGCACCGCUGCUAAUCGGGUUCACUCGCAACUGGCCGCUGCUAUUGCAAUGUGUGUCCAGCUACAUUGCAGCAGGCUGGCCGGCGGAAGAGAUCUAUGUUAUCGAGAACACGGGAACGAUGGACGCCAAUGAGCGGGGGUUAUUAGGUCUACAAAAUCCGUUCUUUAUAAACUCGACACAGUUGGAAAUGCUUAGAGUGACCGUAAUUUCCACUCCGACGCUGUUAACAUUUGCGCAGUUGCAGAACUUCUUUGCUUGCAAUACGUUCGAGAACAACGAGCCCGAGGAAUACAUAUACCGCUCUCUUUACGCCAAUGCCCUCCAUACCCUCCGCCAAUACCGCGACCCUUCCCAUCCCAAGUGGGCUCAUCACUUCUUUUCCUACGACCAUCUUACCCUCGUCCACCGGGAUGCGAUCCUCUCCGUUGGCGGCUGGGACACGCACAUUCCCUUCUACGGUACCGACUGCGACAUGUACACACGAUUGAUGUGGGCGGGCUACACACAGAACGAGUCCACAGCACCAGCAACAGAGGCAGGGCACAUCCUGGACGUGAGCACUGUUCUCGACGACAUCGGCGCGCUGUUUCGUAUCCCGGGUAUCAAAGCUUCCUUCCCCGGCGAUCCUGACCCCCCGGCCCGGAACCAGAAAGCGGAAGCCACUUCAGCAGCAGCGGUGAUGACGAAAGACACAUCCGAGAUCACGGAAGCUGAAACGCACGCCAACUUGUUGUCGACGGCCCGUCGCAUGGAACGUGCCAAGUAUGCCCGCGGCAACGGCUACGAAGGGCGGACCAAGAGCUGGCAGAUGAAGCAGCAGGGAGGACAAGGAGAGCCGUUUUAUCGGGACGCAGAGGGUUUCGGAACCGGCGUGGAGAUGUGGAUCGAGACAGGACGGGCGGUAUAUUCGCAGAAAUGGGGACAUCGUGGGUGUGAUCUCGCGAAGAAGGUCGAAAGGGACUGGGAUGUGGAGGAGGAGGGGAAUGGAGGGACCGGUGGGGGUUGGUAG
Messenger RNA from Neurospora hispaniola, 1404 nucleotides. RefSeq lists its product as uncharacterized. The transcript is spliced from 4 exons. The record is from RefSeq and is a predicted model, not a curated record. Bases 1 to 1404 code for a protein of 467 amino acids. Lineage: Eukaryota; Fungi; Ascomycota; Sordariomycetes; Sordariales; Sordariaceae.